Molecule: messenger RNA, 1584 nt
Organism: Ascochyta rabiei
Lineage: Eukaryota; Fungi; Ascomycota; Dothideomycetes; Pleosporales; Didymellaceae
Exons: 3
Coding region: 1-1584 (527 amino acids)
Biological process (GO): transmembrane transport; carbohydrate transport
Cellular component (GO): membrane
Molecular function (GO): carbohydrate:proton symporter activity
Source: RefSeq, a predicted model, not a curated record
AUGUCAGACUCUGCAAGGUCCAAGGCGUCAGCCUAUCAUCUCGAAACCUUACCCAAUUCAACGGGUAGCUCAACCAACGUCACCAAAGAGGACAAGCGCCUUUGGAAGGAGAUUAAACAGAAUCUCAGAAUUACGCUUUUCUGUCUCGGAUUGAUGAGUACGGCUUUAUUGACAGGCUACGAUACGGUUGUCGUCGGUACAAUCACCGCUCUUCCAUAUUUCCAAAGGGACUUUGGAGAAAAAUUCGGAGACUCAUACAUCGUUCCGUCAUUAUGGCUUGCUCUGUGGAGCGCAGUAGCACCAAUUGGUCAAAUGGCGGGCGCAGUACUUGGAGGAUGGAUACAAGAUCGCCUCGGGCGACGAAAAUCGAUCAUGAUAGGUAGCUGCUUCGCUGUGGCCUCGAUCGCUGUCUGCUAUGUAUCCGAUAAGCCUGACGAUAUCGAUGCGCGCCGCGGCGUCCUGCUCGUCGGCAAGACUGUACUAGGAUUUGCGCUCGGUAUCAUGCUUGCGACCACCCAGACAUACAUGUCUGAAGUGACACCUGCGGCCAUACGAGGACCGAUACUAGGCCUGAUACCAACGGGUAUCCUUUUAGGUCAAUUAACAGGAGCUAUCGUCAUCUGGUCACAGUCUUCGAACAAAUCCGCCAACUCGUAUCUCAUCUCGAUUGCAUCCCAAUGGCCCUUCUCCGCUGCUCCCUUUUUUGUAGCUUUGGUCUUACCCGAAAGCCCGACCUGGUUCAUCCGCAAAGGUCGAGCAGAAUUAGCCCUUCGCUCGCUGCGAAAGCUAUACUCAGGGGAGGAAGCAGCCCAAAAAGCGAUGGACCAGCUCGUUCUUUCGAUCGAAGCGGAGAGCACAGCGCAAGAAGGUGAUGAUGUGACCUACGGGGAAUGCUUCAAAGGUACCAAUCGUCGAAGAACGGGUAUUGUCAUCUUCGCAAGUCUGAUCCCCAUCAUAUUCGGACUACCUUUGCUAGGUCAAGCAAGCUACUUCAUUCAGAUCGUCGGUAUGGCAGCUGAACUGAGUCUUGUCGUUCUGAUCCUGGGUAUCGCCUUGGGUUUCAUUGGCAACGCAAUUGGCUUGUGGGUCAUGUCUAAGAUCGGACGCCGCACAUUAAUUAUCACCUCGUUGAGCAUCUCCAUAGUCCUCUGGCUGGGAAUGGGGAUUGCUGGUAUCUGGUCUGGUACCUUCACCACAUGGUACACUGCCGCGACCUUAAUGUGCGUCGUGGUUGUCAAUGGGGUCGGUUCUUGGCCAGCUUCUUACGCAGUUGGUGGCGAGGUGUCAUCACUUCGUCUCCGAGCCAGAAGCCAAGGUAUUGGCUGGUUCACCAGCAGCUUAGGCAACGGGGCGAUCAAUAUCGUAUUGCCCUACAUCUUCAACCCCGAUGCGGGUAAUCUAGGAGCCAAGCUCGGAUUUGUCAUCUCAGCGUUUUGUUGUGUGGGUCUCGCCAUCAGCUGGCUGAUGGUUCCGGAAAUGAGGGGUCGGUCUAACACUGAUAUUGACAGGAUGUUCGAGAUCCAACUAGCUACGCGAAAGUUCAAGGGAUGGGUGCUGGAUACAGACAACGAGCAUCCACAUUAA